Gamsiella multidivaricata is the source of this 1572-nucleotide messenger RNA. RefSeq lists its product as uncharacterized. NCBI's taxonomy places the organism in Eukaryota, Fungi, Mortierellomycota, Mortierellomycetes, Mortierellales, Mortierellaceae. The transcript has a single exon. The record is from RefSeq and is a predicted model, not a curated record. Bases 311 to 1336 code for a protein of 341 amino acids.
GACCUCGGCAAGGGGUCCGUACGAGAGGAUUGGCCUCUGCAUCUGGAUCUAAAUCGGAAGAAUCCCAAGAGUCGACGAUAAAGGAGGGCAAUAGAAUUAAGCAUUCAGAGGAUGAACGGGAUCGGGACCGAGGAGGAAGUCGAACAUUGAUAUCGGAAAUAUACGCUGUUCUUCGACGCUUUCGAAAGGAGAACCACCUGGUCGAUUUUGUCCGCGAGGUAUGCUGCUAUCCUAGCGAUUCCUUGUGCAAUUGUUCUUGGUCCCCCAGCCUCAAGGCCUCAGACCGCUAACUACGUGUCACUCUUUAUUGAUGUCAUGUCAGAUCCACAUGGACUCAACUGAUUUCCCACAGUUCCCAUCACCGCUUGUUAUGCUGAUAAAGUUCCCUCGACUCGAGGUGCUGUCCUCAAGAUACCGUCGGAAGCAGACCAGUCUGACAAUAGAUACACACACCCUCAAGGACCUGCUCCGGAAUGGGGAUAUACUGCCCCACAGCCUUCAUCUACGCCGCUGGGACAUAUUCCAUCCCUAUAUGACUAAGGAGGACAUUACAGGGUUCCAAAAUAUCUUGGAUGCGAUAACUAUUGUCGGAGCGGAAACACAUCAGCCGAGUGCGAGCAGAGAUCGGAAAUCGCCGAGAGUCUCGUUGGACAUUCGGUUAUGUCCAGGAUCAGCUGUUUCGUCGUCUGAUUUACCUCCAGUGUUAUCAAGCAUUAGCCCGCAUACUAAUAGGCCCCUACAUUCUGGAGGAGGAAUGCACUGGGCAUCGAGUGCCAGUCCCAGCGUGCCAGGAUUCUAUACAGGAGCAGCGACGCUCGCUACUUCGCAACCUUUGGUAACUACGCCCACACCCUCAGCGAUGCAAUCAACUCCAUCUACACCGUCGCAACCAUGCGGCAACAUCGUCUGGAUUCUUGAAAAGUGUCGCGUCUGCAACGAACCUCAGGAACGUUGCUGGCAAUGCGCAGGGCAUUGUACGAAAUGCCAUACCGCACGAGUACCUCCAUAUAUCAACCAUCAAAUGGCUCUGGAACGUGAGCGAACGAGAAAGAUCUCCGCGGCAUCAAGCGAACAAGGCCCUGCAACAAACAUGUCUACACAGGGUCAAAUCAAGGCUGCACGGAGACCACGUACGCCUCCAGGCUCGAUUUCGCUAUCACAGAUGGCUGACCCUUUGCAAGAAGUCCGAUCCGCAUAUUAUUCAACACAUGGAGUUGUCUCUUCGCCAUUGAGUGCCUUGUCUGGUCUGCUUCCAACUGAGGGGUCUGACCUCUCGGGCUCACACUCAGCGUCAUUGCCAUUGAUGCGACCCCCAGAGUUUAUUUUUUUUGACUAGAGAAGCAAUAAAAUACUUCGAUAAUGAUGGCCGUGCAAAAGGCCAGGCAUAUUCGCAACCGCCUUAUCGAUUAAAACUACACGGCGACGGAUUGUGAAAGAGAAAAUGGGUCGAUGAUAAGCUGAAGUGAUAUGGAACCCUACAAGGAGGAAGAUAGAGUGACAUAUUAGUCGUACUCAUAGCCGUAGUAUCAUGUCUGAAAUCGAACUACACGGAGACCGACACCAGUUUGCAUC